This is a messenger RNA of Rhineura floridana, 1903 nucleotides long. RefSeq names its product aldehyde dehydrogenase 8 family member A1 (gene ALDH8A1). The record is from RefSeq and is a predicted model, not a curated record. The transcript has 9 exons. Bases 486 to 1853 code for a protein of 455 amino acids. Gene Ontology annotation, biological process: retinoic acid metabolic process. Gene Ontology annotation, molecular function: retinal dehydrogenase (NAD+) activity. NCBI's taxonomy places the organism in Eukaryota, Metazoa, Chordata, Lepidosauria, Squamata, Rhineuridae.
CAAUUUAUUCCUUGCUCCUCAUAUUUAGAUUCUUACGACCCUUCCACAGGAGAAGUAUAUUGCAAGGUGCCAGACAGUGGCAGAGAAGAGCUUCUCAAACCAGGGAGAUGAAAUUGUCAAGAUCAAAUUGAAAUUGUCCCAUGACAAGGUGAAGGGAGAAGGCAACCAACAGCUUGCUGUGUGACUCUGGUAACUCCACCGUGGAACAUUCUCAUCAUCAUCUUUUGUAACAUCUAAGAACAUUUCAUCAUGUGGAUCAGGACUCUCACUUGGUGAAUUUCUCUGCCAGUGGCAGCCAAUGACAGAUGAUUUGGAAAACGCACAUCCUGCUGCCCUCAGUCUGUGUGAUGAGUGAUCCUAAAGCAAGGAUGGAGAACCUAUGGUGUUCCCCAGUGGUGAUGCUGGACUCCAGCUCCCAUGAUCCCUGAUCUUUGGGUCAUGCUGACUGGAACACAUGGUAGUUGGAGCCCAAUAACGUCAAGAGGAUGACCAUUUCUCACCCCUGUUCCAAACAUUAUGACAGCAUUGAGGCUGCUGUCAAAGCUGCCCAAAAUGCCUUUCCAGGUUGGUCUGCCAAAACUCCCCAAGAAAGGUCAAAAAUAAUGAGCAAGCUAGCAGACCUUAUUGAAGAAAGUCUGGAGUCAUUUGCAGAAGCAGAAUCAAAGGAUCAAGGGAAAACCAUAACGUUUGCUAGAAUGGUGGACGUCCCCCGGGCAGUAUACAAUUUUCGUUUCUUUUCAUCCUCCAUCCUUCACCAGACAACUGAAUGUACACAGAUGGAUCACAUGGGCUGUAUGCAUUAUACUGAGAGAACGCCAGUGGGAAUUGCUGGCUUAAUUAGUCCCUGGAAUUUGCCACUUUACUUGCUGACCUGGAAAAUUGCCCCAGCUGUUGCAUGUGGAAACACUGUCAUUGCCAAACCCAGUGAAAUGACAUCUGUCACUGCUUGGAUGAUGUGCAAACUUCUCAAUAAAGCAGGGUUUCCUCCGGGUGUGGUGAACAUCGUGUUAGGGAGUGGUCUAAAAGCUGGAGAUGCCCUAGUUUCCCAUCCGGAGGUGUCUCUGAUUUCCUUCACGGGAAGCACACUCACUGGCCAGCACAUCAUUGAAAGGAGUGCUCCAUAUUGUAAGAAGCUCUCAUUGGAACUUGGAGGCAAAAAUCCAGCUAUCAUCUUUGAGGAUGCCAAUUUGGAUGAAUGCAUUUCUGCCACUGUAAGAUCCAGCUUUGCUAAUCAGGGUGAAAUUUGUCUCUGCACUAGCAGAAUCUUUGUCCAGAGGAGCAUUUACAAGGACUUCUUGAGAAGGUUUGUGGAAGCUGUCAAAAAAUGGAAAAUUGGAGACCCCUCAGAUCCCACGGUUGACCUGGGAGCAUUGAUAAGUAAAGAGCAUUUAGCAAAGGUAAAGAACUACAUCAAAAAAGCAGAGUCUGAAGGGGCUAAGAUCCUAUAUGGAGAGGGAAUAGAUUCCUUGGCUCUUCCUCCAAGAAACCAGAAUGGCUAUUUUAUGCUUCCAACGGUAAUUGCUGAAAUUGCUGAUGACUCAUGUUGCAUGCAGGAUGAGAUCUUUGGUCCUAUAACCUGCAUCACAGAGUUUGGCACAGAAGAGGAAGUGAUUAGGAGAGCCAAUGGAGUCAAAUAUGGCCUGGCAGCCACUGUCUGGUCAAGCGAUGUGGGGCGGGUUCAUCGUGUUGCUAAGAGACUGAAGUCUGGAUUGGUGUGGACCAAUUGUUGGCUUAUCAGAGACUUGAAUUUGCCUUUUGGGGGCAUGAAAGCCUCAGGGAUAGGCAGAGAAGGAGCAAAGGAUUCCUAUGAGUUUUUCACUGAGGUGAAAACCAUUACCAUAAAACACACUUAAAUAUACUGAUGAAAAUAUUUAAUACCUUAAUAAACAAAUAUUGUGGGGUU